GCUUUCAAGUUUGUGACAACGUUGAUCUUGAAACUAUUUUGAUGGAAUAUGAGAGCUAUUAUUUUGUAAAAUUUCAGAAAUACCCCAAAAUUGUCAAAAAGGCAUCAGACACAGAAAACAGUUUACCUCAAAGAAGUGGAGGGAAGACCAGAAGGGUGAUGACGGACAGUUGUCAGAAUCUUCCCAAGAUCAACCAGCAGAGGCCACGGUCUAAAACCACGGUGGGAAAGCUCGGGGAAGCCAGGCCCCUCCACACGGAGCAUCCUAAACAGGAGGUUGUCAGUCACACUCAUAAGGAGAGUGCUGAUUUUGGCUUAAGUAUAUCUGGAAUCAACAAAGGCAGAGGAGAAGAAAACGUCCAUCCAAAAAAAGGCCCAAUCAUUGACUUCCGAGGGCUGCUCACUGAUGCCAUCAAAGGAGCAACCAGUGAACUUGGCUUGAACAGCUUCGACUGUAACCCAGACCCCUCAGAACGACUCUUGAAACCUCUGAGUGCAUUUAUUGGCAUGAACAGUGAGAUGCGAGAAUUGGCAGCCGUGGUGAGCCGGGACAUUUAUCUCCAUAAUCCAAACAUAAAGUGGAAUGACAUUAUUGGACUUGAUGCAGCCAAGCAGUUAGUCAAAGAAGCUGUUGUGUAUCCUACAAGGUACCCACAGCUGUUUACAGGAAUUCUUUCCCCCUGGAAAGGACUGCUGCUCUACGGACCUCCAGGUACAGGAAAGACUUUACUGGCCAAAGCUGUGGCUACAGAAUGCAAAACCACCUUCUUUAAUAUUUCUGCAUCCACCAUUGUCAGCAAAUGGAGAGGGGACUCAGAAAAGCUUGUUCGGGUGUUAUUUGAACUUGCCCGCUAUCACGCCCCCUCCACCAUCUUCCUGGACGAGCUGGAGUCAGUGAUGAGCCAAAGAGGCACGGCUCCUGGGGGAGAGCAUGAAGGCAGCCUGAGGAUGAAGACGGAGCUUCUGGUGCAGAUGGACGGGCUGGCUCGUUCCGAGGAUCUCGUGUUUGUCUUAGCAGCCUCCAACCUGCCAUGGGAGCUGGACUGUGCCAUGUUGCGCCGCCUGGAGAAGAGGAUUCUGGUGGACCUGCCGAGCCAGGAGGCCCGGGAGGCCAUGAUCCACCACUGGCUGCCCCCUGUAAGCAGGAGCAGCGCCCUGGAGCUGCGCGCGGACCUGGAGUACAGCCUGCUGAGCCGGGAGACCGAAGGCUACUCUGGCUCGGACAUUAAGCUAGUCUGCAGGGAAGCAGCUAUGCGGACUGUGAGGAAGAUCUUCAACGCCCUUGAAAAUCACCAGUCAGAGAGCAGCAAUUUACCUGGGAUCCAGCUGGAUACAGUGACCACUGCCGACUUUUUGGAUGUGCUCGCCCAUACCAAGCCUUCAGCAAAAAGUCUGACUCAGAGAUAUGCAGCCUGGCAAAGUGAGUUCGAGUCUGUGUGA
Messenger RNA from Capra hircus (goat), 1439 nucleotides. It is a transcript of the gene KATNAL2, whose product is annotated as katanin catalytic subunit A1 like 2. Bases 42 to 1439 code for a protein of 465 amino acids. The transcript is spliced from 14 exons. Gene Ontology annotation, molecular function: ATP binding; ATP hydrolysis activity. The record is from RefSeq and is a predicted model, not a curated record. NCBI's taxonomy places the organism in Eukaryota, Metazoa, Chordata, Mammalia, Artiodactyla, Bovidae.